AUAGGAAGUGAAUUCGUUAAAAUACCCGGAUGAAAAGAAUUGUGUUCUGAAAAAUUUGAGUAACAUAUUUGAGAAUUCUUACGCACUCUACAUUCAUCAUUAUGGCUACAUUGUAUCGAUAUGCCAGCUAAUUCAAGUAUAGACUUCAUCGCGGAAACUCUACGGUCGUCUUUGGGGAGUGAGAAAAGACAAAACCUAGAGGACCGCCUUGUAUCUUCUUCACGGAAGGCUUUACUCACAAAAAUUGAAUUCAAACAGGGGCAAAAAGAUUCUACUUUCCAGUUGUCAUCUUUGCGGAGUAAAUAUAUUCCACUCAAUCCAUCGCAGCCUCAACAGUCUUCUAAUAAUGGAAAAACUGCUUUAAGAGAUCAUAGCAACAUGAAUGGUGAAUCUAGCCAACCCCAUGGGGAUGGUAUCCCUGCUCCUAAGCUCAAUCUUUACCCCUCAGACAGGGUUCAGUUAAAGUGGAAAGGUAGCAGUGAUAUCGGAUGUGGACUAACUAACAUGGGCAAUACUUGUUUUAUGAACUCAACGCUCCAGUGUUUGGCUUAUACUCCCCCUUUACACAAUUAUCUCCAAUCAGAUGAACACCAGAGAAAUUGUAAAAACAGUGGUUUCUGUGUGCUUUGUGAGUUAUCCAGACAUGUUAAACGUUGCUUCAGUCAGCCACGUCAUGCCUCUAUUAAACCUAUGUGUAUCAUACAGAGACUACAAUCAAUUGCUAGACAUAUGAAGUAUGGCAGACAAGAAGAUGCCCAUGAAUUUCUUCGCUACAUGUUGGAUGGAUGUCAGAAAUCUUGUCUUAUUGGAUAUCAAAAAUUGGAUAAAUACAGCAAAGACACAACAGUUAUCAACCGUAUAUUUGGUGGCUAUCUACGUAGUCAGGUGAAAUGUCUCAGGUGUAAACAGUCAUCAGAUACCUUUGAUCCUUUCCUUGAUCUCAGUCUUGAUAUAAAGAAUGCUAACAGUAUCCAGGAAGCCCUAGGAAAAUACAUCCAUCCAGAGAUGCUAGAAGGGGAGAAUGCCUAUCAGUGUACACAUUGUAAAGCUAAGACUGCUGCGCGCAAGCAGUUCACCAUCCAUAGGCCACCUAACAUACUCACAAUUCAGCUCAAGAGGUUUGAUGCACACAGAAUGGGACAGAAGAUAUCAAGACCAGUAGAUUUCCCAGAAUGGCUCGAUAUACGACCCUACAUGAGUGCUAGGAAAGGGGAAGAGAUAAGAUACCAGCUGUAUGCAGUCCUAGUGCACUCAGGGUUCAGCUGUACCAGUGGACAUUACUACAGCUUUGUCCGCUCAAAACACGAUCAUUGGUUCUGCAUGAAUGACAGCUCUGUCCAAGCAACAAAGACCAGCCAUGUGUUGAAUGCUCAAGCCUACCUCUUGUUUUACAUGCGCAAAUCCAAGGCAGCUGUUCUCACAAAGCCCCCACUCAUUGGCCCGCAGCUACCUAACAACUUCCUACCAAAUAAUGUUCAUAAAAAUGCUCAAGUAAGCAAGGAACUAGGCAGUCCGGUGAACAGAACACAGAAAAUAUUUCUCAAUGCCAAGAAACCAGUGGCCACCGUGAUUCCAAACAACAGCAAGAUUACCACAGGGUUCAAUGCAACAUAUAAACAAUCCACUGCCAUGAAACCAAGGGUGCUUAAUAUGCCUUCUUCCAUCCCACAUGUCACUCAGAGGGAGAAGAUAUCAUUUGGAAUUAAGCAAAAGGAUGGUCCUGAAUCAGCAGAUACUGAAAAGGCUGGUUUAGUGUUGAAAAUCAUGAAGAAUGGAAAGAAUCAAUACGAAAGCUUUGUGAAGGAGUCUCCCGAGAAGCUCAAUGGUGCAACUAAAAAUGGACUUGUCCCAUAUGGCCAAGAUUCAGGAUCAGAUGAAGAGAAUCAGGCUCGAGUAGCAAACAUGAAAAAAGAUUCACCAUCUAUUAAAAGCCCUAAAAGGAAUUUAUUUGGAUCACCUCCCCAAGAGAGAGUUGUUUUUGAUAAGACAUUGAACACUACGACAUCAGUGCCAGGAUUGUCUUUGCCUUUAAGUAAGGCUGCUGACAAGGAAAAGUUUGACUCUAGCUCUCAUAAAAAGGAACCUAAAUCUCCUGGUGUCUUAAGUCCACCUAAGUUAAGUGUUAACACUGAUCAGAAGCCAGUGCAGGAGCCUAAGACACCACUAAGUGUCAUUAAGGAGAGGGGAAAGAUCACAAAAGGUUGGCAAAUUCACGAGCCUGAUGUCACCCAUUUGUUAUCCCCUGUUGUAUCUGAGUGUAGCAAUACUAGCAUUAACUCAACUACUGAGUGGCACAUCUUGGACCUGAAUGACCCUCCACCAACACCUACCCUAGCUGAGAGUCAGCAUUCAGGAUGGACAGUCUCCCCUGCCAAAAAGAACCCUUCUAGCCCUAGAAUUGUACUUAAGAAAACAUCAUCUGAUAGCAGUAUUCACCAAAGAGAUGAUAAGGCACCCAGUGAGAGGCUUGUUCAUAAGAAGCCAGAACUAAGCACCAUAACAGAGUCAACAUCCUCAACAAUGCCUUUGCUACUCACACAUCACAAAUCAAAAAAGAAGGACUGUUCUAAGGAAGACGAAGAUAGCGGGUUUGUAUCACGUCAAAAUAGCGACGAUGAUCGGGAUUCAGAUGAUAAGGACCGUUUGGUGAUCGAUCUGCCAACAGAUCGUAAGAAGCACAAGAAACAUAAGAAAAAUAAAAAACACAAAAGGGCACAUGAUGAAGGCAUUGAUGUUGAUGGUAACACAAAUGAAGAGCACUCACACAAGAAACAUAAGAAAAAGAAGAAGCAUAAGAAGAAACAUAGACAUGACGAUCGCGAGCAUAUCAUCGAUGAUGAAAUCCCCAAGGACCAACCACCUAAGAAAAGACGACGUGAGAGUCUAGAAACCAGUCCAAAUGACUCUUGUGGUUCAAAGAAGAAACACCAUUCUGAUGAUAAUGACAACUGUGAAAGGCAUAAUGAAACUCUAAGUGACGUUGAAGCUGUAUGGGUCGAGAAGACCAUUGACACAAUUGAGAAAGACAGACUCUCCCAUAAAUCAGAAGAAAAUACCAGCAAGCGGAAAACUGAAGUCAUUGCCCAAGACUGGGACCAGCAUUCUAAGAAACAUGCAAAAUCCACACCUUCUAAGCCCACAGCUAAAUGGGAUGGCAAUAAGCAUGCAGAAAAGGAUGUGGUGGGUGAACUGAUUCGGAGCUCAUCUAGCCGUGGUUAUGGUGCCUCAGUGAGUUCAUGGGGAGGGGGAAAGUCUAACUUAGAUGAAGAGGUCAAGAGAGAUAAAGCUGAAGAGAGGAAGAGAAGAUGGGAAGAUAAUUAUGAAGAGGAGUUAGAUAAGGGAAAGACCAAGAAGGUUCGCAAAGAAAGGAAAAACUUCAGUAACUAUGGCAACAUCUUCCAGAGGAUGCAUGAAUUUAAGAACAAAUCAAAAGAUUCACCUCAUUUUGAGAAUAAACACCGUGUGCAAAAUCAGAGAAUCUAGGCCUGCCAUCUAUAGUAGAGUUUAGGAAGUAAACCACUCAGAUUAUCACAAACAAAGCAGCCAUUCCUUGAAUCACUCUUACUCCCACUACUCUGAGUACAAAAGUGAUAGAGGGAGUGCAGGUGAUAAUUGGCAUAGCAGCUCCAGUAAAAUUCAUGAACGACGCCAUAGUGGGGGGAGUAGCAGCAGCAGUCGGCACAGUCGCCAUUCUAGCCCAACAAGGUCUCAUGAUAGAUCACAUAGUCGCCAUUCUAGUCCCACAAAGUCACAUGAUAGGUCACAUGACUUCAAGGACCCUGAGCAUAGUUAUAAUCGCGAUGAUCGCUAUGGAUCAAAAUAUUGACGUUAUAAAUGAUAAUGACGAGAGAAAUUUGGUGGUGGUAAAAUGAUACCAGAUAGUCUUAAGAUUAUUGAAGUUUGAUAGAAUUAUGAUUGUUUGAAACAUUCUAUCCAUACCAACAUUGUGUAAUGUUCAUUUAGAAUCAGAGGAUAUACAUAACAAUAGUUCAGUUAACCCAAAGUAAUUUUGCAUUUCAUUUAGACCAAGAUAAUUUUCCAAUGCUUUACUUAUUAUUUGAAGUUUACAGAAAAUGGAGAGUUUGAUUUGCCAGAUGAAACACCCCCGAUCCGCACUCUAAAAUCACAGUACCAUACGGUACAUUAAGUACAUUAAGAGUACAGUACUGCAUGGUACCAUAUUAGUCUAUGGUGCUGUAUGUUACCGUGUUUCACGGUACUGUACAGUACUGUAACCAAAACAGUACCAUAUGGUACCGUU
This is a messenger RNA of Owenia fusiformis, 4261 nucleotides long. Lineage: Eukaryota; Metazoa; Annelida; Polychaeta; Sabellida; Oweniidae. The record is from the annotation of a GenBank genome assembly.